AUGGGCAAAAUUGAGUACUCGCCGCAAGACUCACCUCGCCUGCCAGAAUACGGCGAAGCCAUGGCCCAACACCGCUCCUGGUCGACUCGCUUCGUCGACAGCUUCAAACGCGAUCCAAACGCCCACGCAACACCGAAAGGCACCGUCGGCGCCGAUGGCCGAGUCUUCGAUGUUGAGGCUGCUGUUGCCGCGACUGCGACCUCACCCCUCCAGCGGCAUUUGAAGGGUCGCCAUCUCCAGAUGAUUGCAAUCGGUGGUUCGAUAGGGACUGGCCUAUUCGUCGGUUCGGGCUCUGCGCUUGCGCAUGGCGGUCCUGCGUCCCUCCUGAUCGCCUUCGUCCUCAUCGGCAUCAUGCUGUACAACACAGUGCAUGCUCUGGGAGAGAUGGCCGUUCUUUUUCCUGUUGCUGGAUCCUUCUCCGCCUACUCGACUCGGUUCAUCGAUCCUGCGUGGGGCUUUGCUAUGGGGUGGAACUACGCCAUGCAAUGGCUUGUCGUCCUCCCGCUGGAAAUCGUCGCUGCCACCAUCACCAUCGAGUACUGGAACACUUCGAUCAACCCUGACGCCUGGGUCUCCAUCUUCCUCGUCUUGAUCAUCGUCAUCAAUUUGUUCGGUGUCAAGGGCUAUGGCGAGGCCGAGUUCAUCUUCGCCAUCAUCAAAGUCAUCGCUGUGGUCGGCUACAUCAUCCUCGGCAUCAUCCUUACGUGCGGCGGCGGUCCAGACGGUGGAUACAUUGGAGGAAAGAAUUGGCACAAUCCCGGCGCAUUCAACAAUGGUUUCAAGGGUCUCUGCUCUGUCUUCGUCACUGCAGCCUUUGCCUUUGCCGGUACCGAACUGGUCGGUCUCGCCGCAGCGGAGACUGCAAACCCCAGGAAGUCGCUUCCCACCGCCGUCAAGCAGGUCUUCUGGAGAAUCACCAUCUUCUAUAUUGUCUCGCUGACGCUUGUGGGCCUCCUUGUUCCUUACACCGACGAGCGUCUCCUCAAUGCCACCUCCAGCGUUGACGCGAGGGCAUCGCCAUUUGUCAUCUCGAUCACCAACGCCGGAAUCAGCGGUCUCCCAUCUGUCUUCAAUGUAGUUAUCAUGAUUGCUGUACUCUCCGUCGGCAACUCGUCCAUCUACGGAAGCUCACGUACUCUGGCCGCGCUCGCAGACCAGAACCAGGCGCCAAAGAUUCUCGGCUACAUUGACCGCAAAGGUCGUCCGAUCGUCGCUAUUGGCAUUGCCUCCCUUCUUGGUUUCCUCGCUUUCUUUGCCGGAUCCGACAAGCAGACUGAUGCUUUCAACUGGAUGCUGGCGCUUUCUGGUCUCUCCUCAAUCUUCACCUGGGGCAGCAUCUGUCUCGCGCACAUCCGAUUCCGUGCCGCAUGGAAGAAGCAAGGCCACACUCUCGACGAGCUCGCUUUCCGCAGCGCGCCAGGUGUCUUCGGCUCUUGGGUCGGUUUCAUCUUCAACUGCCUCGUCCUCAUUGCUCAGUUUUGGGUCGGCGCAUGGCCCAUCGGAUACGGCGACGACGGUCCUGCCGGUCAGGCCAACGAUUUCUUCCAGGCAUACCUCGCGACACCGAUCGUCAUCCUCUUCUACAUCCCCUACAAAUUCUGGUUCAAAACCAAAGUCGCCCGCUCCUACAACAUGGACAUCGCCACCGGCAUCCGCGACCUGAACGUCGCGGAGCUCAUUGAAGAGGAGAAAGCCGAGCGCGCGAAUUGGCCCAAGUGGAAGCGAGUGUACAAGUACUUUUGCUGA
Molecule: messenger RNA, 1746 nt
Organism: Zasmidium cellare ATCC 36951
Lineage: Eukaryota; Fungi; Ascomycota; Dothideomycetes; Mycosphaerellales; Mycosphaerellaceae
Exons: 3
Coding region: 1-1746 (581 amino acids)
Biological process (GO): amino acid transmembrane transport
Cellular component (GO): membrane
Molecular function (GO): amino acid transmembrane transporter activity
Source: RefSeq, a predicted model, not a curated record